This is a messenger RNA of Aspergillus niger, 1416 nucleotides long. RefSeq lists its product as uncharacterized. Gene Ontology annotation, molecular function: FAD binding. The coding region runs from base 1 to 1416 and encodes 471 amino acids. Lineage: Eukaryota; Fungi; Ascomycota; Eurotiomycetes; Eurotiales; Aspergillaceae. The transcript has 3 exons. The record is from RefSeq and is a predicted model, not a curated record.
AUGGAGCAGAUUCCGCUCGUUGGCAGCAAUGCUACUACGGCUUGCGAUUUCCCGGGAGCCUGUUGCCUCGCCCUGGCCACAAUCCUAGGGCAGGACAAAGUUUCGUUCCCCGACACACCUGCUUAUGAAGCGUCUCAGGGGUCGUACUUUGCACAACAGAACAGCGCGCUUCAGCCCUCGUGCGUGGUGUUCCCGGACUCAGCAGAUGAAGUGUCCAACAUCAUCACCAGUAUAUUAGCAAUCUCGUCAGGAGUGCCUGAUUACGAGAAAGCCGGCUGCCAGUUUGCCAUCCGAUCCGGCGGACACAAUUCCUUCGGAGGCGCAUCCAAUAUCCACAAUGGCGUCACCAUCGAUCUGCGCGCUCUCAACACCAUCCAGGUGCAGGAAGCCCCAACCGAGAAUGAUGAGGAUGAGAGUGCGCAGAACAAAGAGGCGCAACACACAGUCUUUGUUGGAGCAGGUGCUACCUGGGGAGAGGUCUAUGCCCUGCUCGAUCCGUUGGGUCUCUCGGUAGCAGGAGGUCGCGCUGCACAGGUCGGGGUUGGCGGACUGACGCUCGGAGGCGGCAUCUCCUACUUCUCACCGCGCUACGGGUGGACGUGUGACAACUUGGUCGGUGCAGAGGUGGUCUUAGCCAACGGGACAAUCGUAUAUUUGGAUGAGGGCCAACACUCAGAUUGGCUGGCAGCGCUACGCGGGGGCGGCGCCAACUUUGGGGUUGUCACAGGCUUCAAUCUGCAGACUUUCCCACAGGGUCCUAUAUAUGGAGGGUCCAUCUACCACAGCACUGAGACUAUUGACGCCCAGUUACGUGCCUUCGCCGAGCUGGCUGACCCAAAGGCGAGCAGCUAUGAUGAGUAUGCUUCGUUGAUCACCAGUUUCGGGUUCGCCGGAGGCCAGGGGGCCGCCAUCGUGAACAGUGUCGUACAGCUAAGUGUAGUUGCAACGCACGACGUGACCCUUCCUAUGUUGAAUGCAACCUACCUCCGGUGGAACUCCAAUCUGGAAGCCGUACAAGACAUUCCAGGCAUCGUAUGGUCGAUCUCCCUUGAACCACUACCCCCUGCAAUCUAUGCGCGGGCACCUCCCGACCAUAAUGUUAUGGGGUUAUCAUCAUCCGAACGCCUCGAGCGAUCACUGGUGGUGACCUUACUGAGUGCCACCUGGGAUGACGCAGCUGAUGAUGCCCGGGUUGAGGAAGCCGCCAAAGUGCUGUUUUCAGGCAUUGAAUCGGAUGCACAUGCGUUGGAUGCAUAUCAUCCGUUUGUUUAUCUAAAUUAUGCGGCGCAAUGGCAGGAUCCGAUUGCUAGUUACGGCCCUGAGAGUAUUGAGCGGUUGCGACGCAUCAGCCGUGAGGUAGAUCCAACGGGUGUCUUCCAGAAUAUGGUUCCUGGGGGGUUCAAAAUACAGCAGUAA